Molecule: messenger RNA, 1403 nt
Organism: Geodia barretti
Lineage: Eukaryota; Metazoa; Porifera; Demospongiae; Tetractinellida; Geodiidae
Source: the annotation of a GenBank genome assembly
AUGGACAAACUCGGAGACCGCACCCCCUCGGUGAAUGUGGGUGUGGUUAAUCCCGUACCGUUUUCCCCCACCUACCAACAGCCAGUGCUGGGUACAGAGGCCGAUGCUUAUGAAGUCAUGAAACCCUCUGCACCUGUCAUGAUGACUGGACUCACUACUAAUGAUAAUAUGCAUCACUUACGGACCAAUCAAGGAGGAAGAUCGGAUCAAGAAAUGGCUCGUGUUCUCAUCGCAGCAAUUAUAGUGAGUGUCUCUGCCGGGCAAGAAGUCCUGUGGACCAGGCCACCAGGAAGUAGUGUGAUUCUUCUGCCAAGCAGUGGAUGUGAGAGAGUCGAGUGUCAGGUGAAAGAAAGCCGUGCGGGUUGGGAAAUAGGGGAAAAUGGCAGUUUUACUGGAAGACAUCAACUCAUAAGCGCUGACGAUGAACUAGACUCCGAAACAAUUUUCUCGGUGAACUGUACUGCCACCUUUAAUGGCAAUUUCUCACAACUGAUGAUUUGUGGAACUGAACAAAAUCGCACUCGUGUAACUGUUAGAUGCAUUGCACAUGAACUUUACUCAUUGCCAUAUGAUCAUCAUUUUACAGUUGAAGUGUAUGGUCGCUCCAAUAAGCUAAGAGGAAUAAAGUUGGAUAACAUGUCGUGCCUUCUUUCAUGGAUGAGACCAACUAAUAUACCUGAUAAUGUCACACUCAACUAUUCAAUUUUCACCAAUGAAUCAUCCAUACCACCAAAGUACACUACUUCUGAGUCGGUUAAUUUGAGUGAGAUGAUGCCACAAGGUUGCCCUGAUUGUCCUGUAGAACUAUCGUUGGUUGCAAUAAAUGAUGUUGGAAUGAGUGAACCUGCCAUCUUCCACUACGACAGACAAUCAUGCACACAACACACAACAGCAAUCGUGGCACAUUCAGUACUUUGUCCAACUGUAGUCCUUCUGCAGUGCAUGAGCCCCAACAAAAGUGACUGCGUCUUUAUUGUUGGUGAAAUCCAACAUAACCACGGAAAGUGCAUCAAUGUUGAGAGCCUGCAACAAGUGUCUGCAUUCGAGAGAUUGGGUGGCAGUGUGCUUCAUAUGAAACAUGAGAUGGACGAUAAUGGGCUACUGUCAUCCUGCCGAAACCAUUGCCUAAAUUCCUCUUCCAACCAAUCCAGUGGACAAGUCAUAGUGAUUAUUCUACUGCUGCUCACUGGUGCACUGGAUUUGAAUUUAUGACCCCAAGUACUGGACAAUUUGAAUAGCUCCCUAUAAUCUUGCUUCUCACUCUGAACUACUUGCUCCUUACUCUCAAAGUCUUGCACUCUUACCAUUUCUCACUGUCUGCAUUGAGUUUCCAGUUGACUGCAUCAAGAAUGUUUACAUGCACAUUCAUACACAAUGAAUAAAUAUACCCAAAAUACCCAGGG